This is a messenger RNA of Hemiscyllium ocellatum (epaulette shark), 1109 nucleotides long. RefSeq names its product glutamine amidotransferase class 1 domain containing 1 (gene gatd1). The transcript is spliced from 8 exons. Bases 150 to 797 code for a protein of 215 amino acids. The record is from RefSeq and is a predicted model, not a curated record. NCBI's taxonomy places the organism in Eukaryota, Metazoa, Chordata, Chondrichthyes, Orectolobiformes, Hemiscylliidae.
CGGGACUGUUGUUGGGGGAGGGGACGGUUUUGAGCGGUGCACUCGGGACUGUGGGCGGUGAAAGGGUCAGGUUUGAGCGGCGGACCCCGGGCUGUGGGCAGUUAUUUGCUUCGUUUUCUUGUUAUUGAGGCCGGGCUGUGCUCAGGAUCAUGUCGGCAAAGCCCAGCCUCCUGAUUGUUGUCAGCGCUGCUGCUGAAGGUGUAUCUGCACAGUCAUUUUAUCAUUCCUAUACACUAUGUAACGCAACUUUUAACCUUCAGAUUGCCACUCCAGGGGGGAAGCCGAUGGAUUUUGUGGAACUGGAUGAAAAUAACAUACGCUGGAUCCAGGACUUCCGUGUGAAGCCAUACUCAAAUCCAGCUAAGCUGGAGUCAAUUGAUGGUGCGAGGUACAAUGCUAUCCUGAUUCCUAACUGUCCUGGUGCUAUGGUAGAUCUUGCAACCAGUGGAUACCUGGCCAAGAUUCUCCAACAUUUCUGUGCUGAGCAAAAACCAAUUUGUGUGGUGGGACAUGGAGUUGCUGCUUUAUGUUGUGCAACCAACCAGGACAAGUCAUGGAUAUUUGAAGGAUACAGCAUCACUGGACCCUCAGUCUUCGAGCUAGUAAGGAGGAAAGAUUUUGCAAGCCUUCCAGUCAUUGUGGAGGAUUUUGUGAAAGACUCUGGAGGCACCUACAGUGCUAGUACACCUGAUGCUACACACGUUGUGAUUGAUAGGCACCUUGUAACUGGACAGAAUGACCAAUCUACACUCAUUGCCAUCCAGAACCUCAUACUUUUCUGUAAUACAAGGAAAUGAUUGCACUUUAUUUCAUGAUCGUAUUAGGAUUCAACAGUUUGAUGAAAUGGAACUAUCAAAAAGGCAACUCCCCACAACCAAUAAUAAAAACAGGAAAUCAGCAAACCAUGUCAGAAAAAAGCAGACCCUUAAACACUGAGAAGCUACCGCAGUCGCAUUCGAGGCCAGCCAAGCUUCCGAUUUCAAAUGCAUGUCUGAGCGGACACGAGAUUAUGAACUUCUUUUGAAGUUUUAGAUUGAACAAUUAAUAUAUAGCUGAUUAAAAGUGAACCUGCUUUUAUUAACUGUGACCAAAUAAAUGUCUUGAAUUAA